UAUCCGCCUUUUCUCGCAACAUAGCUAUGUAGCCAGCAAGCUAUUUUCUUUUAGCAAAGAUCCUACAAGUUGCAUGAGGCGCCAAUAAAGACACGCCGGGCUCGUAUUUCAAUUCCGUCCCCUCCCUCUAUGACAAUACUGAGGGUAGGCGAUUGACGUGGCAGAGAUUCCGGACAUGACACACAAUUUUACAUCAUCUUGCGAAACUGAGCCGAGUUCCUGCCACCCUCCCGGUCGUACCUAGUACCUACGCAGCUGUGCGGAACACGUAUACCGCACAGGGCUACACCGCUUGCCUGCUCCUCGGAAAACUCAGCCCCUCCGGCAGCGACUGUGCCGUGCUGCCGUCGAAAUAAAAGAUGUGGUUGUUCGUGUUCUCCAGCCUCCUCUACUGCUUGUCGGCUUAUGAAGUGGAUUUCAAGAAACUAGAGGGUUUGGCCAAAGGGAAGGUGGAGACCUGCGGAGGGUGACAGUUGAACCGCCUGAGGGAGGUCAAGGCCUUUGUGACCCAGGACAUCCCUCUUUAUCACAACCUGGAAAUGAAGCACAUUCCAGGGGCUGAUCCUGAACUGGUUCUCCUCAAUCACUAUUAUGAAGAGCUGGACAGGAUCCCACUGUCGGAUAUGACUCGCUCCGAGAUCAACAAGCUGCUGGGGUCCCUGGGCUUCUACAAGAAGGCCCAGUCCGAGGAUCCGGUCCCAGAGGAGUUCCGCUUCUCCCCGGCCAAGGGGAGCCCCUGGAAAGACACCCGCGAGGCGCCAUCUUCCUCCACCCCGGCCGCCGAUACGCCGGCCCCCUCAGAGGAUCCAGACCCAGGGGCCCAGCACCCUGACCUGUAACCCCGAGCCACCAAUCAGGAGCGAUAUGCCGGCUGCGAACAACCAGACUUCCUCCACCGGGCCGAACCGCACGUACUCGCACUCUGACAUAGCGCACGCGUCGUUUUGCUGUCGUUUGUUAUCUCAGAUAAAAUGCUGUUCUCCUGUGCAUGUCGGAUGUGUUAAAGAGGCCCCCUGCGUCUGCUCUUUGCUCACGCGUGUCUGCUGCUGCGCCCCACCUAACGUGGAACAGAAUGACGCCCUGGGCCGCAAAUCGCUCGAUUGGCUAGGGGCUGAUGAUGUGUGUUCUGGUGGGUGGGGCUCAGAUUCACCCGGGACAUGAAGCAGAAGCAGAGGUGUGGCCAACAAUAAAAUCACUGAAAAAUG
Messenger RNA from Megalops cyprinoides (Indo-Pacific tarpon), 1205 nucleotides. RefSeq names its product selenoprotein M (gene selenom). Gene Ontology annotation, molecular function: oxidoreductase activity. NCBI's taxonomy places the organism in Eukaryota, Metazoa, Chordata, Actinopteri, Elopiformes, Megalopidae. The record is from RefSeq and is a predicted model, not a curated record. Gene Ontology annotation, cellular component: endoplasmic reticulum lumen. The transcript has 5 exons.